GGCAUGAACGGAAUCCGGAGGCGCCUGCCCAGCGCUCAGGGACCGGUCGGCACUUGCUGCCCUCGAGAGCUGACCCCGAGCCCCUCCAGCCAUUUGUGAACCAGGAGGCUUGACAUCGCCACCGCAGGGCCCGGCAAGAGAAAUUUCAAUGAAAAGAAAAGCCAAUGGAUUGUGGUCUUAGAAAAGCCGCUUAGAUGAUGUCUGUUUCCCGUGCUAUAGACACGUGGCAGAGCUGUAAGUAAAUGCUCCGCACUGCAUGAUGAAUUGGAUGGCUACAGACCGAAGACAAAAAAAAUAAUUGUCUCAUUUUCGUGGUGAUUUGCUUAACUGGUGGGACCAUGCCAGAACGGCUAGCGGAAAUGCUCUUGGAUCUCUGGACUCCAUUAAUAAUAUUAUGGAUUACUUUUCCUUCUUGCAUUUACAUGGCUCCGAUGAAUCAGUCUCAAGUUUUAACGAGUGGAUCCCCUUUGGAACUUAGCAGUCUGGGUGAAGAACAGCGAAUUUUGAACCGCUCCAAAAGAGGCUGGGUUUGGAAUCAAAUGUUUGUGCUGGAAGAGUUUUCUGGACCUGAACCAAUUCUUGUUGGCCGGCUACACACAGACCUGGAUCCUGGGAGCAAAAAAAUCAAGUAUAUCCUAUCAGGUGAUGGAGCUGGGACCAUCUUUCAAAUAAAUGAUGUAACUGGAGAUAUUCAUGCUAUAAAAAGACUUGACCGAGAGGAAAAGGCUGAGUAUACCCUAACAGCUCAGGCAGUGGACUGGGAGACAAGCAAACCUCUGGAGCCUCCUUCUGAAUUUAUUAUUAAAGUUCAAGACAUCAACGACAACGCACCAGAGUUUCUUAAUGGGCCCUAUCAUGCUACUGUGCCAGAAAUGUCCGUUUUGGGUACGUCUGUCACUAACGUAACAGCAACCGACGCUGAUGACCCAGUUUACGGAAACAGUGCAAAGUUGGUUUAUAGUAUAUUGGAAGGGCAGCCUUAUUUUUCCAUUGAGCCUGAAACAGCUAUUAUAAAAACUGCCCUUCCCAACAUGGACAGAGAAGCCAAGGAGGAAUACCUGGUUGUUAUCCAAGCCAAAGAUAUGGGUGGACACUCUGGUGGCCUGUCUGGGACCACAACACUUACAGUGACUCUUACUGAUGUUAAUGACAAUCCUCCAAAAUUUGCACAGAGUCUGUAUCACUUCUCAGUACCAGAAGACGUGGUUCUUGGCACUGCAAUAGGAAGGGUGAAGGCCAAUGACCAGGAUAUUGGGGAAAAUGCACAAUCAUCAUAUGACAUCAUUGAUGGAGACGGAACAGCACUUUUUGAAAUCACUUCUGAUGCCCAGGCUCAGGAUGGCAUUAUAAGACUAAGAAAACCUCUGGACUUUGAGACCAAAAAAUCCUAUACGCUAAAGGUAGAGGCAGCCAAUGUACAUAUUGACCCACGUUUCAGUGGCAGGGGGCCCUUUAAAGACACGGCGACAGUCAAAAUCGUUGUUGAAGAUGCUGAUGAGCCUCCGGUCUUCUCAUCACCGACUUACCUUCUUGAAGUCCAUGAAAAUGCUGCUCUAAACUCCGUGAUUGGGCAAGUGACCGCUCGAGACCCUGAUAUCACUUCCAGUCCUAUAAGGUUUUCCAUCGACCGGCAUACUGACCUGGAGAGGCAGUUCAACAUUAAUGCAGAUGAUGGGAAGAUAACGCUGGCAACACCACUUGACAGAGAAUUAAGUGUAUGGCACAACAUAACAAUCAUUGCUACUGAAAUUAGGAACCACAGUCAGAUAUCACGAGUACCUGUUGCUAUAAAAGUGCUGGAUGUCAAUGACAACGCCCCUGAAUUCGCAUCCGAAUAUGAGGCAUUUUUAUGUGAAAAUGGAAAGCCCGGCCAAGUCAUUCAAACAGUUAGCGCCAUGGACAAAGAUGAUCCCAAAAACGGACAUUAUUUCUUAUACAGUCUCCUUCCAGAAAUGGUCAACAAUCCAAAUUUCACCAUCAGGAAAAAUGAAGAUAAUUCCCUCAGUAUUUUGGCAAAACAUAAUGGAUUCAACCGCCAGAAGCAAGAAGUCUACCUUUUACCAAUCAUAAUCAGUGAUAGUGGAAAUCCCCCACUGAGCAGCACCAGCACCCUGACCAUCCGGGUCUGUGGCUGUAGCAAUGACGGUGUUGUUCAGUCUUGUAAUGUUGAAGCUUAUGUCCUUCCAAUUGGACUCAGUAUGGGCGCCUUAAUUGCCAUAUUAGCAUGCAUCAUUUUGCUGUUAGUCAUCGUGGUGCUGUUUGUAACUCUACGGCGGCAUAAAAAUGAGCCAUUAAUUAUCAAAGAUGAUGAAGACGUUCGAGAAAACAUCAUUCGCUACGAUGACGAAGGAGGAGGGGAGGAGGACACAGAGGCUUUUGACAUUGCAACUUUACAAAACCCAGAUGGAAUUAAUGGAUUUUUACCCCGUAAGGAUAUUAAACCAGAUUUGCAGUUUAUGCCAAGAUUACAGAAGAGGGUUGCUAGGAGGAGUAUCACAAGAUGCUGUCUGAAGAGAAAGACUGUGGAAAACCAUGGCUUCAAUGAACUCAGAGGUCAGGACCAGAAAAGGAAAUGAGAGGUCACUAAAGCCAAAUGUUAAUUUCUUCUGUACAUGCAAAGAACUCCAGACCAUCCUAUGAUUCCCCAUAAAUAAGAGAAACAUUUUAACACUUAUUGUCUAAGACGGAACAUGACAAUUUAGGAGUCACUGGGACCAACCCCCUCUUUCCAAUGUUGCUCUGCUUUGACUACAAAUAUGUCUCAUGGUUUUCUAAUUUUUCUUUAACUCAACCUCUAAAGUUUGAGAGCUAUGUCAUCUAUGUCAAGUCUGAUUGUUGAGUAUGUGGAUGGAUGUUUCUGGCAUAAUGUUAGAGCUAUAAAUAAUGGUAUUUCAAAUAAACUUUAAAAAAGACUUUUCAAUACAAAAAUUAUUUUCUAUAAAUUACAUACUAGGUACAUGCUAGUAACAGAAAAAGGAUAUGCCCAACAUACUUCUCUUGCCUUUCAAGACAUGGAGUUAAAUUGGAUAAAUUACAGAAGCAAAUAAGUGAUAAACCAUUUGAUUUGGCUAUCCUGUGGAAGAACUAAGCAGGCAGUGUUUUGAAAGCACAGAGAAUGAAUAUUUAAGUCUACCAAGGCUAGGUAUCUUGUUUGAGGCUGUGUUAGAAUGAGUCUUGGAGGGAAGCAAAUUUUACACAGGGAAUAUCAAAAAGUAAGGCCAGGCUGAGGUCCUGACACCUGAAAAUAAAUGGUGGCAUGAGGGGAUCUCUCAGUGGGUUUCAUUAUCAUGUUUCUCAAUGUAUGAAAUUCUCCAAGUUACAAAACAAUUGUAUUUUUGUUUAUUUAAGAAAUAUGUACCAAAGAGUUCCCAUUCAUUUAGAUGCUGGAAAUACAGCACCAAAUAGGACAAAAGAGAUUUGUUUUUUUCUCAAAGACCUGGUCAUGCGGAAGAAAUGUAAAUAAAUGGAAAUACAAAAACAAAAACAAAACAAAAAAAAACUUGACAUGAUAGAACAAAAUAGAUGAAUGAGAAACUAAAUGUUUUACUUACAGUGAACAGAAUGAUAUUUGAGUUACAAUGUGAAGUUUUUAUGAUCAAGGAAAACCAUAGUAAAAGGUUUGGAAAUGUUUAUGUUAAUUGCUCUCCUGGAGUGAAUCAGUGGCAUAUACAAGAAUGAAUAUGAGGUCCAGAUGAUAGUGGAUAAGGCCAAAAGAAACACAACAGAUGUGGAAACCUGGGAAGGGACCAUAUUAUCCAGGUUCUUGUCAGCCAAGAUAAAGAGCUCAGAUUUACUUUAUGUGAAUGAGAAGGCAAUGGAAGAGACCUAAAUGCAGGGGGAUGAUAUGAUCUGAUUUAUAUUUUAAAAAUAAUCACUCUGGCUUUUACAUGAAAAUCAGAUUGUAUGAGAUGUGAAUGAAAGUGGGAAACCCAGAUCGAAGUUUUUUAUCAUAAGGCAAGGAAUAUCUUGUCUUGACUUUAUGGAGUGGUAAUACAGAUAGAAGAAAGACCCAGAAUUCACAUAUACUUUGGAUAUAAAAUUGGUAGUAAUGGUAGUUGCAUUACAUGCACAAAAUAUAGAUGGAAUCUAAAAAUAACUCCUAGAAGUUUUGGCUUGAAUGACUACAUAAUUCGUGGAGACAGUUACAAAGAUUAGGAAGAUGAGAAGUGGAUUUGUUUAUCAAAGACUGACAUUCUAACUUCUCGAUGACGAACAACAGGAAAGGAUAACAGAAAUCAGAGUCUUGCAGAAAUUCUUACAAGGGAUGUGUUCUAGACUGUAUUAGGUUCUUCAGAGAUGCAGAACCAUUUGGUGAAAGAGAGAAAUUUUUUUAAGGAAUUGGCUCCUGAAAUUAUGGUGGCUGAGGACUUCUAUGAUCUGUUGUCUGCAAGCUGGAGGAAAACAAGUAUUGCAGUUCUGUCUGAGUCCUUAGGGCCAAGAAUCAGGGGAGAUAAGAUAUAAAUCUCACUCUGAAGUCCAGAAAUGAUGAAAUAAGAUAUCCCAUCUCAAGCAGUAAGGCAGAAAAAAAGAGAACAGAUUUCCUCUUCUUGUUCUUUAUUUCUUCAGUGUAUUCAAUGAUGCCCAUCUAUACUGGGGAAGGCAAUCAACUUACCGGGUCCAUUGAUUUAAAUGCUGACUUUAUCUGGAAACACCAUCACAGACACACCCCCGGAAUAAUGUCUGAUUUGUGCAUCUUGUGACCUAGUUAAGUUGUCAUAUAAAAUUUACCAUCAUAGGAAUCAUCUAGAAAGCAUUUCUAUUUUUCUGCAUAUCAAUACCUGAGUCAAUAAAGAUCAUAAGAGACAUGAUAAAUUUCAGAAAGAAAAGGUAAGUCAGACUGAUAAUAUUAUAUAUUUUAGCUUUAUGUAAAUUAAAAAUAUAAGGCUCUACUUCAGUUACUUAGUUCAUUUUUGGUUGAGGUAUGAUGUACUUACUUACUGGAAAUAUUAGUUAAUGUAAAUGAGGAGAUAAUAUCCUGAAACCUUUAUGUAUGUUUACCUAAAAGUAGAAAAAAGGCAAAUGUAGCUCUCUCUAUAAACAUGAUACACUGUCCAGAAAGCAUUUCUGGGAUAUAUUCUUUCUCUCUGGACUGAAUACUAAAUCUGAAGAGAUGAAAAAUUUGGUCUUUGUGGUUUAGGUAUGAUAAAAAUUACAGAAGAAACACCCUCAAACAAAUAAUUUGUUUGUUUGUUUAUUGCUACUUACUGAUAAAUUUAUCUAGUUGUUUGGAAGUUUAGGGGUUUGGCACCUAGUAUACGUUGGAUGCAUAGAAUUGAAGCAAUAUCCGUUGAAGAAGAGAAGUCUUAUGCAAAGUAAGUAUAAGAAAUUCUUAUAUCAAAAACUUAUUUAGGAGAAUGCAUCUAAUCUGUUACGCAGUUAUCAUGCGAUGAGCCCUGUGCUACAUGUGUGCAGCUUGGACAACGAUAGAAAGACUCAUUCUUCUUUUUCAGAGAUUAAUGUCUUCUGUAGUAGUCUGACACAGUUCUUGUUUAUUUAUUUAUUUAUUUAUUUCGUAUUGUACUUUAAGUUCUAGGAUACAUGUGCAGAACAUACAGGUUUGUUACAUAGGGAUACAAGUGCCAUGGUGGUUUGCUGCACCCAUCAACACAUCAUCUACACUAGGUAUUUCUCCUAAUGCUAUCUCUCCCUUAUCCCCCCACCCUCUGACAGUAUGUGAUGUUUCCCUCCUUGUGUCCAUGUUCAAUCCCAGUUAUGAGUGAGAACAGGUGGUGUUUGUUUUUUUGUUCUUGUUAGUUUUCUGAAAAUGAUGGUUUCCAGCUUCAUCCAUGUUCCUGCAAAGGACAUGAACUCAUCCUUUUUUAUGGCUGCAUAGUGUUCCAUGGUGUGUAUGUGCCACGUUUUCUUUAUCCAAUUUAUCAUUGAUGGGCAUUGGGUUGGUUCCAAGUCUUUGCUAUUGUGAAUAGUGCUGCAAUAAACAUGUGUGCAUGUGUCUUUAUAGUACAAUGAUUUAUAAUCUUUUGGGUAUAUACCCAGUAAUGGGAUUGCUGGGUCAAAUGUUGUCUAUAGUUCCAGAUUCUUGACAAAUUGCCACACUGUCUUCCAAAAUGAUUGAACUAAUUUACACUCCCACCAACAAUGUAAAAGUGUUCCUAUUUCUCCACAUCUUCUCCAGCAUCUGUUGUUUUCUGAUUUUUUUAAUGAUCACCAUUCUAACUGGUGUGACAUGGUAUCUCAAUGUGGUUUGAUUUGUAUUUUUCUAAUGACCAGUGAUGAUGAGCUUUUUUUCAUUAAAAAAAUUAGUUUUUUAUGGUUUUAGGUCUUAUGUUUAAGACUUCAAUCCAUUUUGAGUUGAUUUUUGUAUAAGGUGGAAGGAAGGAGUCCAGUUUCAGUUUUCUUCAUAUGGCUAACCAGUUUUUCCAACUGUUGGGAAAAUCAUUUUCCUGUUGCCUGUUUUCAUCAGGUUUGUCAAAAACAGGUGGUUGUAGAUGGAUAGCAUCAUUUCUAAAGCCUCUGUUGUGUUUCAUUGGUAUAUAUAUAUCUGUUUUGGUACCAGUACCAUACUGUUUUGGUUACUGUAGCCUUGUAGGAUAGUUUGAAGUCAGGGAGUGUGAGGCCUCCAGCUUUGUUUUUUUUCACUUAAAACUGUCUUGGCCAUAUGGGCUCUUUUUUGGUUCCAUAUGAAAUUUAAAGUAGUUUUUUUUCCCGAUUCUGUGAAGAAAGUAAAUGGUAGUUUGAUGGAGUUAGCACUGAAUCUUUAAAUUACUUUGGGCAGUAUGGCCAUAUUUAUGAUAUUUAUUCUUCUUCAUGAGCAUGGAAUUGUUUUCCAUUUGUUUGUAUUCUCUCUUAUUUCCUUGAGCAGUGAUUUGUAGUUCUCCUUGAGGAGGUCUUUCACAUCCCUUGUAAGUUGUAUUGCUAGGUAUUUUAUUCGCUUUGUAGUAAUUGGGAAUUUUAGCUGAUUAUCCUUUAUCAACUUAAGGAUAUUAUAAUUUAUGCUUAUGGAUUAGUUUUCUGAGGGUUAUUAUCUUAAGUGGGUCAUAAACUCUAUCAAACUUUUAAAAAAUACAUCCAUAGAAAAGCAUAUUUGCAAACUAAAAUUUCUUAGGAAUUCUAUUACAAUAAAAAGAUUUGUUUGGUUUAUUCCUGGAUAUCCAAAAGAUAGUUAAUUAAUUAUUAUUAUUUUCACUGAAUAACCAAUGUUAUCUUUCUAAAUAGAUGUCUUUUGUAAAUAAAAUUUGAACAUCACGAUUGGAAUCAAUAAACAUUAUUAUUAGAAUCAAUAGAAAAACUGAGGAUUUUUAAGAUGUGAAAUGAUAUGAUCAAAUCUAAUAUAAUUGCCUUCCUUUUAAUAGGGUCAUAUUCAGGAUAUCAUCAUCUAUUUAUUGAGCAUCUAUACUGUACAUAGCUCUGUGAUGAGUGUAAUUGGGAAUGAAGCAGUAGGGUAAGUCAUAGACCUUGUUCACACAGAGCUAAUUGGAGAGAUAAAUUUAACACACUGAGAUAAUUAGAUGAUUUGACCUAUCACAUAUGACAGUAUGUAAAAGGAAGAGGCAAAGUGUGGGGAAGCUGUCAAUUGACAUUCAGAAAAGAGAAAAGGUCAAGGAAUUUCAGAUGGCUGAAGAAAUCAAUGUGCAAGAAGUUGAGCUGGUUUUGUUAGGCUUUGUUCCCCAUUCAGAAGAGUGCAUUUGUGAAACAGUGAUUGUUCACAUAGACUAUUGCAAUAGUCUACGUCUACUCCAUUUCCAAUCUUCUCCUCUGCCAAAUUUUGGAAAUAUCUAUUAACAAGUAAACACCCAAAAACAUCACAUCCUAAAAGGGCCAAGAUCCUAAAAUUGCCUCUUAAUCAUGUAAAUUUCUGUUGAUUUAAAACAAAUACACAUAAAUAUACAUUUUACAAGAAUACAUAUCUAAUAAUAUUUAUUUUUGCUCACUUGAGUUUUGACUUUGUAGAUGUUUUGAAUUUGGUUCUGUAUAUAUUUGCAGUUUGUGAUGUUCCAGGUUUUCCUGAAAUAUAUAUCCUACUCAAAAUAAACUUCUAGGCUGGUUUUAAGGUCCAUCAUGCGGAAGAAUGGCCUUAUUUUAUUAAUCAGUGUCCUCCAUGCCAACAUAAUGGACCCUCGCUUACUUAUCGAAAUCCUCUCCCUUUGCUUUUGACAAAAUAAGAUUCUCCCUCUCAAUAGCCUUUUCUAAAGAUGCUCAGAAAUGUCCUUCUUCCUAUUAGUACUUAACUACAGACACUAUAUUUACUCGUUAGGUUCUCAUCACAGUAAUUGGGCAGAGAGAUCAGAUGUAAACCCUCAGGAGUUAGGCAGCCUUUUAGUGAAAAUGGCAAGGUGUAUUGAGUGAGUUAUUUUACAAAUAAAGAAAGUAGUCCUAAAAUGUUAAUAUGUUGGAGAUGAAAAAGAUUCAAACUAGUUAAACAUCUGUAUUGCCUUUAUAUAACAAUGGUUAUUUGGCAGUGCUGGUGAGGUCGAACAAAAUCGUAACUCAAUUCCAAGUAAGCAUUUAUUUGUCAUGUUUAUUGAACAUAGAAUUAAUUGAGUACUUUCAGGAAAACAAAGUUUUAUAUGGCACAGCCUUCAGAUUGUAAUCUUUUAAUAUACAGUGACUUGUUCAGUGACAUCCUCUGUAAAAGAAACUUGCUCUCAAACUGGACUCCGCAGACAUUAACAGUUGGUGAAGCUAAUGAUCAUGGUUGAAGAAAAAAUCAGCAAAAAGUGCCACAGAUCUUUCAUCAUCACUAUCACUGACAUCACUGUAUCUCACUUCCCAAUAUCUUUCUUUCAUAUAUUAAGGUAUCAAGUAAAGAGUUGAAGGAAACGUUUUUGUUUGGCUUAGAAACAAUUAGCCCAACAUUUUUUCAGAAAUUCCUUCUAGCUUGCAUGUAUGAAUAGAUUCUAUUCACUCAAAAAGCCACACAUUUUAAUAUGACCCCCUUUUCUAUGACAAAAAAGAAAAUUGGAAAAUGAUUUUGAAGUUUUCUAAAUGCAGUAAUGACAAUACUGGAUACACCUGGAAAGAAAAGAAGAAAUGUUUCUCAGGCAACGAUACCAGGAGAUUAUAAUAGACUAUUAAACUAUCAUUCACAGAAGGGGAUUUAGCAAAUAUGUGAACUAAUUGUCUCCUUACACAUCUGGUGCUGAAAGACUGUAUACCUGUCUAUGGCACCAAAAUAAAUAAAUAGAUAAAUAAUCUCCACCUUUUCACCAACUCGGGUCAUAGAGUUACUUAUUAUUCAGCAAUUGUUUAUUGGGUGCCCUUUCCUGCUACAGAAUAUACUGAGUCCUGAGUACACAAAGGCAAAUGAAAUUUUUCUACAUGGUCUCUGACUUCUUGAAUCUAAUAGAGUAGGGAGAAACAGCCGAAAUGCAUAUAACAAAAAAUAUUAUACAUUGUGAAAACUGUUAUCUGUAUGAGGAAUCACAAGUGUAUCCCACACAAGGUGCGUAGGCAAGAGGGCACAAACGGAGGCAGAAAUCUGAGCGGUCAGCCAUGUGUCAUGGUGUGGGGUUGUGGCAGCUUGGAGGAAAAAGUAUUAUUUGUUCAUAAUAGAGAGGGUGACAUUUUUCAAUCCAUCUUUUGAAAGAGAAAUAUUUUUCUAAAUCAAACAGAGACACUGUAAGAAAUAAAGAUUUCUAAACUACUGUGAGGAAAUAUUUUGACUUUCUAUGAAAGAAGUCUGAUUUCAUUGGGUUAGCUAGCAGGUCCUCAAAUGAAAAACAAAAGACAUUUAAGCUAACAUUUAAAGGACGAGAAAAAAUUAACCAAGUCAGGAGAGAAAUAGAGAGUUAAUAUAGUAUCACAGGGCAGAUGAUCCCCAUGCUGGAAAAAAGCCUGACUAAUUUGGAAAAAGUAAAUUGUCGUCAUAUUGCAGUGGGAGAAAGGAAAUUUAACAUGAGAUAUGGUUGUAGAGACAGGUAGUGAAAAAAACAUACAGGUUCUUGUAGAACAUCGUGGCAAAUAUCCAUUGCAUUUAUUCAAUUGGGUGGUCAUAUCUGAUGGCAGUAAGUGCUGAUACUGAAGAAGCAAAUGAAGUGACAAGUUCAGAAAAAAAGAACAUUUUCUCCUGGAGAUAGAAUUUUAUCUGUUAUUUUUAAUAAGUGAAUUCUCUUAGUGAUUAAAAUAACUAAUGGGUACUAGGCUUCAUACCUGAGUGAUGAAAUAACCUGUACCCCCAUUACACACAUUUACCUAUGUAACAAACCCACACAUGUACCACUGAACUUAAAAUUAAAAAAAGAAGAGAGAGAAGGAAAGGAAGUCCAGAUACUGUAUUGAGGAAGAAUUAGAGUAGAAGAGAAGAUUGCCAAAACAUGGAAUGAGUUCAAAGAUGUGGAAGGAAGCCCCAGGGAAGUGGCUGUUUUGGAGGCCCAGCGAGGAACUGCUUCAAGAAUGGCCUACUUGGCUAAAAACCUGAGCAAUCUAGUGAAGCGCAGAUGCAAACUGUCUACUGAAUUUGCCUCCAGUGACCCUUGCAAUCACAUAGUCAUGACAGUAGACUGGAUUGAACUAAGUAGAUUAAACCAGGUAAGUGGAUGAAAGAUAAAAAUGGAAUCUUAGGAAAUAGAGACAGUAGUUAUACACAUAUUUUAGCUGACCUUUAGAAGCAAAUUUCUUCAGAUUAAAAUAUGAUCCAUGUGAUCAUAUUUUAAAUGCUUAUAUUUAUAUAUUUAAAUAUUAGAGCAAUGGGUUCAUGCCCUAUGUUAUUAGAGAUAGACCAGUACAUAAAGAAAGGUUGGUGACUGAGGAUUGAGAGAGAGGACCAAACUAGGAUCAAAAUCACUGAGCAGGUGGAAGGGGUGGAGAGGGGCUGUAGUCCAGAAAAGAUGGAGAGGAAUAGGUCUUUGACUUGGCAUAAUUCUCUCAUUUGUAGUAAGAGGAAUAACUAGUGGAUCAUUCAUUCAUUUAUUUAUGCCUUCAUUCUAACAGAAAAAAAUGAAUACAUUUCUUAAUUUCAUUAUGGUCUAGCCACGGUGGCAAAGUUUCGGUAUACUUAGGUGAGCAAGACCAACGUGAUCGCUGUCGUCAUGGGGCUUUCAGUCAAGCACAAGUGGCAGAUAAUAAAUGAACAAAUAAAACAAAUGUAAACCGAAGUAAAAUGAAGUGACUUAAAGAAAACAAAAAAAGCCGGGCUUGGUAGGGGGCGCCUGUAAUCUCCUGGGGCAGAAGGAUCACUUGAGUCCAGAAAGUCAAGGUCACAGUGAGUUAGGAUUAUGCCACUGUCCUCCAGCUUAGUUGACAGACAGAGCAAUGCCAUCUCUCUAAAAGCAACAAGAACAACUAAAACAAAAAGUGAGAUUAAAUGUAGUGAGAGUGAUGAGGGGAGUGAGGAGAGUUUACAUAGAGUAGUCAAUGGAGGCCAGUGUCCUCUUGGAAGAGAGAGCUUUUGUGCAGAAACUCGAGUGAAUGCAUGAGCGGUACCAGAUUUGAAGGUGGAUUUUGCCAAAGAAGCAGAGAAUCAAAGAGGAGAGGCUUUGGAGAGGUAUGGCCACCAGCGUUGUCCCUAAACAAAAGCUUCUAUAUACCACAGCAGGAGGCAGACACUAUUACAGUUACUUAGGGUUCAAAAUUAUGUAAAAAAACUCUGAUGUUAGCUUAUUUAAGGAAGGAUCUAUUGGCAGCCAACCGUUGAGUACUUAACCUUAUGUUGCCCCAUUAUGAUUCUUUUUUAUCCCCCUAAGUAUUUUGAGGUAAAUCUCUGCAUGGUGUACUCUCUUAUGUCUCUGUGUUAAUACUAUAUUUAAUCUUUUAAAACAUCACUUGCAUUUGGCACAGAACUGGGUCUCAACUAUAUUAGAAGCCUUAUGCCAGUCUCCAAUAACUGGUGAAAUGCUGUUACCUGAUGUUUCAGCUGCUGUCAAGUUCCUAGUUGCUUCGGGAAUGUUUUACAUUUCAUUAGUGUAAUGAUAGAGUUUACAGUUAUCUACAGUAUGCAAUUACAUCCAUUAAUAGUAACACUGCAUUUUUACAUUAAUUAUAAUGAGAAUUAAUGGAUAGUUAUGUGGAUUUUCAGCUAUAAGGAAAAAUUUUGGUACCAAUUACUCUUGUACAGCUAAAGAAGAAUUGAUGGACAAAUUUACCUCAGUAAUUCUUUCAGGAAAAUAUGAGAUUUCAAGUACCAGUAACCAUGAAUUAUGAAAUUAAAUAUAUAUAUAUAUAUAUAUAUAUAUAUAUGAUGAGAAAUUAGAGUCGGUAACUAUAUGAAAAAGGUUUAUUGUAGGAGGAGGCAGCAUGGGAUGGUAUUAAGGAGGAGGAGCUAGACCUGAAUUAGAACCCAAUAUCUGCCAUUUUCAAGCUCCUAUUUAAACUCCUCCAUCCUUUGUUUCUUCCUACUUUGUAAGAUGACUACUGUUCCCAAACUGUGCCCAUUUAAAAAAAAAAAUUGUAAAUUUUCAGCGUGAUGCCUGGCACAAUUCAAAUGCUCUACAAGUUGUAGUUUUAUACAUGGAGAAAAGGGAGGUAGUGUCAAUGAAUAAAGGCUUGAAAAAUAUUAAUUUUUCUUAAAUAUAGAAGAGAAGGUAAAUUCCUGGUGUAAAACUGUAUUCUUUGAUGUCCAAUAGGAAAAUAAAUUGACCAGUGGUGUAAGUGAGGCUGAGAGAUACAGGAGGUGGCUGUGGAAACUAUAUUUCAUAGCCCGUAAAAUCAGAGUGACAUAAAAUUUUGAAUGGAAGACCAACCGCAGUUAAAAAAUAAAUUCCCUCCUGGCAUGCAUUUAUCCAUAAUAAGGCAAAUGAAUUUACAGGCAUCUCACUGAAAUGCAGGGGUAUAGAUACUAAAAUUCUUCUGGGUGCCCAAGGCUGGUUAAAGAAAAGUUAAUGUGUAAUAAAAAUUAUUACUAAUUUA
Messenger RNA from Callithrix jacchus (white-tufted-ear marmoset), 12801 nucleotides. RefSeq names its product cadherin 8 (gene CDH8). Gene Ontology annotation, cellular component: adherens junction; synaptic cleft; axon terminus. Gene Ontology annotation, molecular function: beta-catenin binding; cadherin binding; calcium ion binding. The record is from RefSeq and is a predicted model, not a curated record. Gene Ontology annotation, biological process: adherens junction organization; cell-cell junction assembly; cell-cell adhesion mediated by cadherin. Lineage: Eukaryota; Metazoa; Chordata; Mammalia; Primates; Cebidae.